Messenger RNA from Humulus lupulus (European hop), 1331 nucleotides. Its product is annotated as UMP-CMP kinase-like. The transcript has 8 exons. Gene Ontology annotation, cellular component: cytoplasm; nucleus. Gene Ontology annotation, biological process: 'de novo' pyrimidine nucleobase biosynthetic process; CDP biosynthetic process; UDP biosynthetic process. Gene Ontology annotation, molecular function: UMP kinase activity; ATP binding. Lineage: Eukaryota; Viridiplantae; Streptophyta; Magnoliopsida; Rosales; Cannabaceae. Bases 435 to 1004 code for a protein of 189 amino acids. The record is from RefSeq and is a predicted model, not a curated record.
ACUAGUGCUAUAGCUGCCAAAGAGUUCCUCUCUGGCUUAUUGCGAUUCAUGGUUACAGUCUCAGAUCGACUUUAGUUAUUAAGCCAGUGACUAUGCUUUGAUGAACAUUUGUGGGAGCUCGAACAAGUGAUAUUAAUUUCAGAGAAGUAAAAAUUGUUCUUUUGGACGAGUGAAGUUUCAUCUGUAUAUUCAUCUGCUGAGCUCUUAACAGAUAUUUAGAGCUUUGUCUACAAAUUCUACAUGCUUGAAGAGAAUGUGGAUCAAGGUAUGCAUCAUUUAGUUUGAACUGUUACUCUUAAUGUUCAUAGAUUGAAGUGAACGUGUAGGUAGACAUGCGGUGACCAACUUAGCGCGCAACCUGCUCGACGAUUUGCCUGACUGAAAAAGAAAGUAAAAAAAACAACACUCUCCACCAAAAAAAAAACUGGAGAGAGAUGUGGAGGCAUGUGGCUUUACUUUCUCCACUGGUUUCGUCCUCGAAGCCCUCUAUUCUUAACCAGGGAGUAUUUACAUUCAAGUUUUGGGAAACUUUUGCCACAGAGGCAAAACCAUUCAUAACUUUUGUCUUAGGUGGCCCAAGUAGUGGAAAAGGUACACAAUGCAAAAAGAUCAUCGACACCUAUGGGUUCAAACAUUUGAGUGCAGGAGAUCUGCUUAGAAGGGAAAUUGCUUCCAAAAGUGAAUAUGGCUCCAUGAUUCUAAAUACUAUCAGAGAAGGAAAAAUUGUUCCCUCACAAGUGACAGUCAAACUGAUUCAGAGGGAGAUGAAAUCAAGUGACAAUAAGAGAUUUCUUAUAGACGGUUUCCCUCAAAGUGAAGAGAAUCGCGUAGCUUUUGAAAAAAUUACUGGAGCAGAACCAAACUUGGUGCUUUUCUUUGACUGUCCUGAAGAAGAGAUGGUGAAGCGAGUGCUAAAUCGUAAUCAGAUCAAUGCAGUAGGAAACGUAGUUGAAAUAUUUGAACAAGUUCGCCCGAUUUUUGCUUCGGGUGAGGUAACAAACUGAACCAUGUUUUACAUGAAUUAAGAACAGCAAGGCAUAAGAGAUUUUGUUUCAGUUGGCUCCAGCCUCUGUUCUUUAGACAUUUGGUUGGAGGAAAGGUUUCAGCAAACUACUAGCACUCCCAAGAAAAUCCCCCCUGAGAGUAUGGCUACUUUGCAAAAGCACAUACAUCUUAGGCAGGGUACUACUAUCCUUCACCACUGGAUGCUGCAUAGAAAGAUAUAUGUACUGUAUUUUAUUGCUUGCAUGGCUUAUUCAGAAUUCUGAAAAGAAAACCUAUGCCGCAUUUUCAGUUCAAAUGCAAACAAAACAAAAAGGUUACAUUCUUAA